Aspergillus clavatus NRRL 1 is the source of this 4629-nucleotide messenger RNA. Its product is annotated as putative glycogen debranching enzyme Gdb1. NCBI's taxonomy places the organism in Eukaryota, Fungi, Ascomycota, Eurotiomycetes, Eurotiales, Aspergillaceae. Bases 1 to 4629 code for a protein of 1542 amino acids. Gene Ontology annotation, molecular function: amylo-alpha-1,6-glucosidase activity; 4-alpha-glucanotransferase activity. The record is from RefSeq and is a predicted model, not a curated record. Gene Ontology annotation, biological process: glycogen catabolic process; glycogen biosynthetic process. The transcript is spliced from 3 exons.
AUGUCAUCUCCUCGGCAGGUUUACCUGCUGCCUUUGAAAGACGAUGGAUCUCCUGAUGUGCCUGGAGGAUACAUCUACCUCCCAGCACCCACUGAGCCUGCCUACCUGCUUCGCUUCGUGAUUGAGGGAAGCAGUUCCAUCUGCAGAGAAGGAACGCUAUGGGUGAACAUCCCUGAGAGCGGCAAGGAGUUUGAUCGCUCGGUUUACCGAAGCUUUAGAUUGAAGCCCGAUUUCAACAAGAAUAUCCAAAUAGAUAUCCCCGUGACUUUGCCUGGAUCUUUUUCGUUCUAUACCACCUUUUCUCCGCUGCCUGAAUUCUCUGUUGACCCUGUUCCAACGCCCGAACCCACGAGAACACCCACUCACUACAUCGAUGUCGCACCGAGAUUGACGCUCCAUGGGAAAGAUCUGCCUCUCAAUGCCCUCUCGAUAUUCUCCGUACUUUCCAAAUUCAUGGGGAAAUAUCCCACGGAUUGGGAUAGACACUUGAAUGGCAUCAGUCAACGCAAUUACAACAUGGUGCAUUUCACGCCCUUGAUGAAACGCGGAGCUUCGAAUUCCCCCUACAGCAUUUACGAUCAGUUGCAUUUUGACGAGGGCUCAUUCCCAAAUGGCGAGGCAGAUGUGGCAGAAAUGGUCUCGAAGAUGGAGAAGGAAUAUGGACUUCUAUCAUUGACCGAUGUUGUCUGGAACCAUACCGCGCAUAACAGCAAGUGGCUGGAGGCACACCCGGAAGCCGGUUAUAGUGUGGAGACUGCCCCGUGGCUCGAGGCAGCCCUCGAACUCGACACUGCUUUGUUGGAAUUCGGCCGAGAGCUCAAGAAGCACGGUCUCCCUACUGAGUUCAAGUUUGAGGAUGAUCUGUUGAGAGUGAUGACCGCACUGCGAGAGAAGGUCGUCAGUGGUAUACAGCUCUGGCAGUACUAUGUCGUGGACGUGAAAGCCGAUACGAGAAAGAUCGUGGAGCAGUGGCAAGCUGGCGAUCCAACAGGCGCUGCAGCCAGCAAAUAUGCCCAUGUGAAGGUCAAUGAAUUUGCCGACUUGUCUUUAAAGCAGCAAGCAGACCUGAUCCGAAAGCACGCAAUUCCUACUGCCAAGCAGGUAUUGGGACGCUUUAGUCGCGCAGUCGACCCUGCGUUUGGCUUGUUAAUUUUGAAUGUCCUGCGCGGAAAGUUCGACUCGCUGAGCUCUGACAUUGACAAUCCCGAGAAGACUAUAUCAGCCAUCCUUGAUGAGGUCAACCUGCCUUUCUAUGAGGAGUACAAUGCAGAUGUCGCGGAAAUCAUGAACCAACUUUUCAAUCGUAUCAAAUACGUCAGAAUCGAUGACCAUGGCCCGAAACUUGGUCCGGUCACAGAGGAGAACCCUCUCAUCGAAUCCUACUUCACCAGAUUGCCUCUGAACGAUGUCACCAAGAAGCACAGUCCCAAAGCACUAGCUCUCGUCAACAACGGCUGGAUCUGGAACGCUGAUGCCAUGCGCGAUAACGCCGGCCCUGGUUCGAAGGCGUACCUGCGUCGCGAGGUGAUUGUCUGGGGCGAUUGUGUGAAACUCAGAUAUGGAUCCUCCCCCGACGACAAUCCCUUUCUCUGGGAAUAUAUGGCAAAGUACACCCGCCUCAUGGCCAAAUAUUUCGCCGGUUUCCGCAUUGACAACUGCCAUUCUACACCGUUGGUGGUCGCAGAAUACCUGCUGGACGAAGCCCGCAAAGUUCGACCCAAUCUUACAGUCUUUGCCGAGCUUUUCACUGGCUCUGAAGAAGCCGAUUAUGUCUUCGUCAAGCGUCUUGGCAUCAAUUCUCUCAUCCGUGAGGCCAUGCAAGCAUGGAGUACUGGAGAGUUAAGUCGCUUGGUCCACCGUCAUGGUGGUCGUCCUAUAGGAAGCUUCGACGUUGAGUUGCCUUCGGCAGGCAGCAGUCAUGCGAUUGCUUCAGCUGACGUUGACCAAAAAGAAAAGAUUUCUCACAUUCGGCCUUCCCCUGUUCAAGCACUAUUCAUGGAUUGCACUCAUGAUAACGAAACCCCAGCGCAGAAACGGGAUGCACGAGACACAUUACCUAACGCUGCUCUGGUUGCAUUGUGUGCUUCUGCUAUUGGAAGUGUGAUGGGCUAUGAUGAGAUAUACCCUAAACUUGUGGACCUUGUCCACGACAAGCGAGUCUAUUUCUCUGAGUUCUCUGAAUCCGCUGAGGUGAAGCGUGACUCUGUGACAGGAGGAAUCGGAGGUGUCAAGAAACUCCUGAAUGAGCUUCACACGAUGAUGGGAGUGGAGGGAUAUGAUGAAACUCAUAUUCAUCAUGACGGAGAAUACAUAACCGUCCACCGAGUACAUCCAAAGACGCGAAAGGGCAUCUUCUUGAUUGCGCACACUGCAUUCCCUGGCCAGUGCAGCAAUGCUAUCUUGGCUCCAACUCAUCUUGUUGGGACUCAAGCCAAACAUAUUGGAACCUGGCUGUUGGAAGUGGAUGCGAGCGACAGCACCAAGGCGGAGACGCUGGCGGACAAGGAAUACCUGCGAGGACUGCCGAGUCGGAUUCACGAAUUCGAGGGCACAAAGGCAGAGCAACAGGGCGAUGAUACCGUGAUCUCCGUUCUCGAUACUUUCGUUCCAGGAUCAAUUGCUCUGUACGAAACAUCUAUUCCUAAGGCUGAGCAUGUGGCAGGAUUGGAAAACCAUCUCGGUCAGGGUGCAGAUGAAGCCUUCGCGGACCUCGAUCUGGUGGAUCUCAAUUUUGUCCUUUAUCGAUGCGAUGCUGAGGAACGGGAUUUAAGUGGGGGUCAAGACGGGGUGUACAACAUCCCCAACUACGGUCCAUUGGUUUAUGCUGGACUUCAGGGCUGGUGGAGCGUCCUGGAAGAUAUCAUCAAAAACAAUGCACUUGGUCAUCCUCUCUGCGAUCAUCUUCGGCAAGGUCAGUGGGCGCUCGAUUUCAUCGUGAAUCGAAUGGAAAAAGCGGCGAAGAAGGACGGCUAUACCUCUCUUGAGAAGCCCGCAAAAUGGCUGCAAGAGAAAUUUGCAGCUGUGCGCGAUCUUCCUAGUUUCCUGUUGCCAAGGUACUUCGGGAUCAUUGUCCAAGUUGCUUACAACGCUGCUUGGAAACGUGGCAUCCAGCUGCUUAGCCCCGAGAUCAAGCAGGGGCAAGAGUUCGUUCAUCAACUGGGCAUGGUCAGUGUUCAGCAAACCGGUUAUGUCAAAUCUGCAUCCUUGUGGCCAACAAAGAGUGUUCCCAGCCUUGCAGCUGGUCUUCCACAUUUCGCUGUGGAUUGGGCGAGAUGUUGGGGCCGCGAUAUUUUUAUCUCUCUCAGAGGCCUCUUCCUUUGCACUGGUCGAUUCGACGACGCCAAGGAGCAUAUCCUUGCGUUUGCUAGUGUUCUCAAGCACGGAAUGAUACCUAACCUCCUCAGUAGCGGUAAGCUGCCGCGGUACAAUUCUCGCGACUCUGUAUGGUUUUUCCUGCAAGCAAUCCAGGACUACGCAGAAAUGGCACCCAACGGCAUCGAGAUCCUGAAUGAGAAGGUUGCGAGGCGCUUUCUGCCGUAUGAUGACACCUGGUUUCCUUUUGAUGAUCCUAGAGCAUACUCGCAACAAUCGACGGUCGCAGAGGUUAUCCAAGAAGUGUUCCAGCGACAUGCACACGGGAUGUCAUUCCGGGAAUACAAUGCAGGCCCGGAGCUCGAUAUGCAAAUGAAACCCGAAGGCUUUCAGAUUGACAUCAAAGUGGAUUGGGAAACUGGUAUCAUAUUCGGCGGCAAUCAGAACAACUGUGGAACCUGGCAAGACAAGAUGGGAGAGAGCGAGAAAGCUGGAAACAAGGGCGUUCCUGGUACACCCCGAGACGGUGCUGCGAUCGAAAUCACUGGUCUUGCCUAUAGUGCUUUGAAGUGGGUCACCGGCCUGCAUGAACGGGGACUUUACCCUCACGGAAAGGUAGACCUCGGCGAGGGCACGUCCAUCACUUUCAAGGAUUGGGCUGCAAAGAUCAAGGAGAACUUUGAGCGCUGCUACUAUGUUCCAGAGAACCCCGAAGACGACAGCAAGUACGACGUCGAUCCCAGCAUCGUUAACCGCAGGGGCAUUUACAAGGAUCUCUAUAAGUCAGGAAAGCCAUACGAAGACUACCAGCUUCGUGGCAAUUUCCCAAUCGCCAUGACAGUGUCUCCGGACCUUUUCACUCCCUCGAAAGCACUGGGUACCCUGGCUCUUGCUGACUCAGUGAUCGUUGGACCUAUGGGCGUUGCUACGCUGGACCCGUCCGACCUGAACUACCACCCCGAUUACCACAACUCUGAGGAUUCGACCAACUUCGCAACCUCCAAGGGUAGAAAUUACCACCAAGGCCCUGAAUGGGUCUGGCAGCGGGGCUUCUUCCUCCGUGCUUUCUUGCAUUUUGAUCUUGUCCGCAGACAAACGGCCGAGGAACGAACGGAGGCAUACCAGCAAGUGACCCGACGCCUGGAGGGAUGCAAACGUGCUUUGAGAGAGAGUCCAUGGAGGGGUCUCACGGAGCUUACAAACAAGAACGGCGCUCACUGCGCGGACUCUUCACCCACACAGUCAUGGUCGGCAGGAUGCUUACUCGAUCUCUAUUAUGAUGCUUCCCGACAUGCCUCGAAGCAUUCUCAGACAUAA